GCACGGCAGCCCUACCAAAGGGAAAGAAGCCGCAGCAGUUUUGGGGCGGGAUGCCCUGCGACUGGCAAGAUUGCACCCUUUCUGAUAAGACGGGAUGCGCGCAAAAUCAGAAGUCUGUGAGAUGCUCCCCUGCGAACCAUCAUGUCCGACUCCGCUGCCGCCCGACGCCCUCCGUCCAGACCGCCCCGCCCGGACGAGCCACUUGCUUCACCCAGCUACCCACUCUCCUUCACCUCGACCACGACGCCCACACCGCACCGCGUUCCCUUUACUUCCGAGCGAACUCCUUCGCCGUCCCCUCGUUUUCCCUUCUCCGACGACCUCGAUCACGACCUCUCGCAUUCCCGGCCUGAGACUCCCCGCGACUUUGACGACUUGGAGGAUGAACCACUCUCGCCGGCCGUGAACCGCCAUCUUUCCACUGCCAUUCCGCCCCGAUACGCCUGCUCCCGCUUUUCCGACGACCACUCGGCCAUGGCGGAACCCAAGACCCAUCUCGCGACUCCCAUCCACUGGACCUUGGUCCUCAAGUGGGUCAUCGGCGGCCUCAACCUCAUCCUCAGCGCAUCGGCUGCCAUUGUCGUCGGCCACUCGCUGAGCCUGUACGGCGGCGAGAAGCUCGCCCGCACCAUCGACGUCCAGAACUCGAAUCGCCCGACCUGGCCCAGCGGCCUCAACCUCAUUCCUUCGUGGCUGCUGCUCGCCGUCGCCUUCGUCAGCACCUGCUGCUCCGUCAUGACCACCGGCCUCGCCCUGCGCCGCCGCUUCAUCAAGCCCGUCACGUGGCUCGAGGGCUUCCGCCUCGGCGUCGGCAUCUUCUUCAUUGGCGCGUGGAUCGCGAGCUUGAUCGUCUUCAAGCUGUUCGAGACGGCCGACUCGGGCGACAGCCUGGGUCGCUGGGCCUGCGACAAUGCCAGCGACAAAGUUCGCGGAAAAAAGGACUACAAUCGCGUGUGCACGGAGCAGGACGCUGGUUUCGCCCUCGCCGUUGUGAAUGUCGUCCUCGAGGCGUUGCUGAUUGCAUGCUUCGCCGCCGGCACGUUCCUUAUCAAGAAGCAGGCGGCCGACGACUCGCUGGAUGAAAAGCGCGCCGGAAAGAGCCCCGUCUAAACCUUCAUUGAAAAAGUUCCAUAGCGUUUUGUAUCCUCCUCUUCUGCCUUUUUAGCUUCUACUACUGCUGCUUCUUUUCUUCUUUCUUGUUCGCCUUCGAUAGGAACUCUAGGGAUUUUAUGACGGGGAUAUCAAUUUUUGACGACGAUCUAAUGUCUAAGGCUGUACCUGAUGAGCUUGCCAAGUCCGUAGAUGAUCAUGGAGUCCGUUCAUGCGGGGUUGAGGGAUUCCAGAAGACG
Messenger RNA from Aplosporella prunicola CBS 121167, 1349 nucleotides. RefSeq lists its product as uncharacterized. The record is from RefSeq and is a predicted model, not a curated record. The transcript is spliced from 2 exons. NCBI's taxonomy places the organism in Eukaryota, Fungi, Ascomycota, Dothideomycetes, Botryosphaeriales, Aplosporellaceae. Bases 142 to 1110 code for a protein of 322 amino acids.